Molecule: messenger RNA, 3080 nt
Organism: Neltuma alba
Lineage: Eukaryota; Viridiplantae; Streptophyta; Magnoliopsida; Fabales; Fabaceae
Product: aminopeptidase M1
Exons: 19
Coding region: 173-2863 (896 amino acids)
Biological process (GO): proteolysis; peptide catabolic process
Cellular component (GO): cytoplasm; membrane
Molecular function (GO): metalloaminopeptidase activity; zinc ion binding; peptide binding
Source: RefSeq, a predicted model, not a curated record
AGAAAAGGACCAAUCAAAUACCAUCUUCUUCAACGGCCAAAGAGUCAAACCACCUGUUUGAAAAACUUCCACGCAAGUUGGGAAAAUCUCUCUCUUUCUCGGCAAAGUGCGCAAUAGAGAAGCCUUCACUGCUCUUUGCCACACAAAACUUUAGCGAAAGCUUUGGAGGAUAAUGGAGCCGAAACGGGGCAUAGAGCAAUUCAAAGGUCAAACAAGGUUACCCAAAUUUGCAGUUCCGAAACGCUAUGAUCUUCUUCUUAAACCUGAUCUCUCUGCCUGUACUUUUUCUGGAACCGUGCAAAUUAGCCUUACUAUCAGUGAAAACACCAAAUUUAUCGUCUUGAACUCUCUCGAACUUGAUAUCCGGAGAGUCUGGUUCACUAACUCUCAUCUUGUAGAGUACUCUCCGUGUGAUGUUGUUGUGGAUGGUGAUGAUGAGAUUGUCAUCCUGGUGUUUGAUGAACCGCUUCAUGUUGGAGAAGGAGUUCUGGGGAUUGAGUUUUCUGGGAUCCUCAAUGACCACCUUAGAGGAUUCUACAAAUGCACAUAUAAUGACGGAGGAGUGAAGAAAAAUAUGGCAGUUACUCAGUUUGAGGCAGUAGAUGCAAGGCGAUGCUUCCCAUGCUGGGAUGAGCCUGCUCUGAAGGCAAUCUUUAAGAUAACACUUACCGUGUCAUCAGAGUUGACAGCAUUGUCUAAUAUGCCAGUUGAAUUUGAAAAGCAUGAUGGAAACUUAAAGACUGUUUAUUUUGAGGAAUCACCUGUCAUGUCUACUUAUUUGGUGGCUGUUGUUGUUGGCUUAUUUGAUCAUAUCGAGGAAACAUAUGCUGGGAUCAAGAUUAAUUUAUAUUGUGCUAUUGGGAAGGCUGAUCAAGGGAAGUUUGCAUUGGAUAUAGCAGUGAAGACACUAGAUAUAUAUACAAAGUACUUCUCAGUGCCUUAUCCACUGCCUAAACUGGACCUUGUUGCUGUUCCUGAAUUUGCUGGUGGAGCCAUGGAGAACUAUGGUUUGAUUAUAUAUCGUGAAAAUGAACUUCUUUACCAUGAUUUGUAUUCUAAUGCUGCUAAGAAGCAACGUAUAACAAUUGUCACAGCACACGAAGUCGCUCAUCAGUGGUUUGGCAAUCUGGUAACUAUGGAAUGGUGGACUCAUUUAUGGCUUAAUGAAGGUUUUGCAACAUGGAUAAGUUAUAUGGCCACUGACAUCUUAUUUCCAGAGUGGAUUAUAUGGACUCAGUUCCUUUUACAAGCUGCAGAUGGUUUACAAAUGGAUGCUCUGGAAACAUCACAUCCGAUUGAGGUAGAAAUACACCAUGCACGCUCAGUUAUUGAAGUCUUUGAUGCUGUUAGCUAUGAAAAGGGAUCUACUGUUAUAAGAAUGUUGCAGGGUUAUCUUGGUGAUGAGAUAUUCCAGAAAUCCUUAAGCAAUUAUAUAAGAAAAUAUCAAGGCCAGAAUGCAGGCACAGAGGAUCUAUGGACUGUUCUUUCAGAGGAAUCGGGUGUGCCGGUGAACUCAAUGAUGAACACCUGGACAAAAAAGACAGGAUACCCAGUUAUCAAUGUUAAACUAGAAGGUCAUAUUUUGGAACUCAAACAGUCACAAUUUCUGUUAUCUGGUGCACAUGGUGAUGGGCAAUGGAUCGUUCCCGUAACAUUGUGUAUUGGCUCAACCCAACGGAGAAAAAAUUUCCUUCUGGAGACAACCCAGGGAAAGUUGGAUAUAUCUGGACUGGUUCAAGCAAGUGGUGAUAGUCAAAGCUCGACUAAAGAGAAAAAUGUGGAAGACAGUGAUGAAAAGUUAUGGGUUAAAGUCAAUGUUGAUCAAAGUGGAUUCUAUAGGGUAAAUUAUGAAGACAAGCUUGCAGUUCGACUGAGAAAAGCCAUACAAAACAAUUCCCUGCAAGCUACAGAUAAAUUUGGUGGGUAUGAUGUGCAAGUUAUAUGCAUUAUGGAUGAUGCAAAUGCUCUUUGCCAGGCUUGUGAACAGUCACUUUCAUCUUUACUUUUGUUGAUGGAUGUGUACAGGAAAGAGUUUGAUUAUGUUAUCGUAUCAAAACUCAUUUCUGUUUGUUACAAUAUUCUCAAAAUCUCAAGAGAUGCCAUCCCAGACUCCGUGAACGAGUUGAAACAAUAUUUUAUCGCCCUCCUCAAGUUUUCUGCAGAACAAUUAGGUUGGGAUUCUAAAGAAGGAGAAGAUCAUUCGAGCUCACUCUUAAGAGGAGAAGUAUUUCAGGCUUUGUCUACAUUUGAUCAUGGUGAAACGCAACAAGAAGCACUACGGCGCUUUCUGAUAUUGUUAGACGACAGCAAUACGACUCUGCUUUCAGCUAACACUAGGAGGGCUGCUUAUGUGGCUGUCUUGAGGAAUACUACCACCAAAAGCAGGACUGGAUUGGAAUCCCUAUUGAGUUUCUACAAGAGAACUGACGUGUUACAAGAAAAGGAAAGAAUACUCCGUUGCCUUGCAUCAAGUGCGGAUCCAAACAUAGUUCUGGAGGUUCUAAAUCUUCUGUUGUCUGAUGAGAUUCGGGAUCAAGAUAUUAUUUAUGUACUUGCUGGAAUAAGCUCAGAAGGGAGCGAAACAGCAUGGAGAUGGUUGAAGGACAAUUGGGAAAGGAUCUUGACCAAAUAUGGUGCUGGACUUCUGCUCACCAAUUUCAUUAGCCAAAUCGUCCCAUUGGUUAAUAGCAACGAAAAAGCUGAUGAGAUAGAAGAGUUUUUUGCUAGUCGCAUGAACCCUUCAAUUGCUAUGAACUUGAAGCAAAGCAUCGAGCAAAUCCGAAUCAAAGCCAGGUGGAUACAAAGCACAAGGCAAGAACAUUCUCUGCCAGACCUGAUCAAACAAUUAGCUCAGAAGAAAUAGUAGCUUCUGUCCCAGCAACUUCCUUUGAAGCUUGAACCAAACCAGAAACAAGUAGUUUCUUUCAAUAACGUGUGUCUAUUAUGACAUGAAUAAAAAGACAAUGUAAUUCUCUAGUUUGGAGUAAGUUGGAUUAGACCAAUAAAUCUUCUAAACAACUAUGUUCAUGUGGAAGCAUGAUUUAUUUAUCAACGCAGGUUAGCCUAAGCGAUAAAAAGUU